Messenger RNA from Dromiciops gliroides (monito del monte), 7566 nucleotides. RefSeq names its product G protein-coupled receptor 179 (gene GPR179). Bases 433 to 7566 code for a protein of 2377 amino acids. Gene Ontology annotation, biological process: G protein-coupled receptor signaling pathway. The transcript has 11 exons. Gene Ontology annotation, cellular component: membrane. The record is from RefSeq and is a predicted model, not a curated record. Lineage: Eukaryota; Metazoa; Chordata; Mammalia; Microbiotheria; Microbiotheriidae. Gene Ontology annotation, molecular function: G protein-coupled receptor activity.
AGACUAUUCUCCUCCCAUCUCUCUUCCCUUCCAUCCCAUCUGUGUCUAUCUCUAUUUGGAGCAGAUGUUGGGAUAGGACGGUAGGCUGAAUUCGGGGUGGAGGGGAGUGAUGUUAUGCCAGGAUUAAGUGUAUCUGAGGUGGGGAGGGGUGCUUGGAAAGCGAGAAGGGGCAGGGCCCCUUUGCCUACGUCCAGGAGCCAGCCUAUGACGUUGGUUAAAGAGAAAGGAAAAACAGCUGAGACAGAUCGAGCCUGAGACAGAGAUAGAGAGACGGGGAGAGCAAGAGAGAAAGGUACAUUUUCAGCACGCAUGAAGACAAUAAUCUCCCCUGGUUGGAGCCAGCCUCUUCCCAGAGUUUCCUGAACUGCUCACCUCCUCAGGUGAUCUGGAUAUUGAAAUCUCUUAGAGGCUGGGUAGUACAUUGCAAUUGACAUGAGGGUGGGCUUCAGGGCACUGGUGAAGGCCCCUGGCAUUUGGGGGCUACUGAGCUGGUGUUUCUUCUGUGACUGGGCCCUGGGUGGUCCCCGGGACCCUCGAUCUCUACCCCUCCUGGCUUCCCAAGGAAAACUAGGAGCUGUGCCCACUUGGGCACCUCCAGAAGGGGCAGAGGCAGCUUUGGCUUUCCUUUACUCUGGGGAUGCCCAGAAACUGGUUGGAGCCAACUGCAGUAGGCGUUAUGAGGCACAAGGAUCCGGGGGCAGCCUGGGACUCCCCCCAAUCCUGCAGGGAGCUGCAGGUACCUUGGCACAGGCAGCAAAUUUCCUCAACAUGUUGCUCCAGGCCAACGACAUCCGGGAGUCCAGCGUGGAGGAGGACAUAGAGUGGUACCAAGCAUUGGUACGAAGUGUGGCUGAGGGUGACCCGAAGGCAUACCGGGCAUCAUUGACUUUCAAUCCAGCUCCUGGUGCUACCUUGCCUCAGCUAGCACUUCGGGCCACCAGAAUAGGAGAGGAGACACUCUUGCAGGAUUUGUCAAUGGCCAGAGUGCAAGUAGCAAGACCAGCUGAUGUUGGAGUCACCAUGGGCCUAAGAAAACGAGUCCUGAGCAAUGAUCUGGGCAGCCUGGACAGCCCCAAAUGGCCACGGGGGGAUGGGUAUGUAGGUGACACAAGUCACGUUCGCCUCUCCCCCCCCUUUCUGGAGUGUCAGGGGGGUCGACUCCGACCUGGCUGGUUAAUUGAGCUUUCAACCACCUUCUAUGGGCUCAAGCCCGAUCUCAGUCCUGAGGUCAGGGGGUUGGUGCAGAUGGAUGUUGAGCUUCAAAAUGUGGACAUCAAUCAGUGUGCCAGUGGUCCUGGCUGGUUCUCCAAUACACACCAGUGUGACCUCAACAGCACCCAGUGUGUCCCAGUGGAGAGUCAUGGCUUCAUCCUUGGUCGAUACCUCUGUCGCUGCCGACCAGGCUUCUAUGGACCAAGUCUCCCCAUGGGGGCAGGUGAGAACGAUGCAGAGCCCACGGGACAGUACAAGGCUCUCCGAGGCAGUUCCAGUCGACUGCUUCGGUGCCAUCCAUGCCCAGAAGGCUGUGCCAGCUGUGUGGAUGCCACACCGUGCCUGGUGGAGGAGACACAGGUGCUCAGAGCAGCUGUGUUGGUUUGCCAAACCUGCUGCAUGUUGGCCGUCUUUCUCAGCAUGCUGAUUUCCUACCACUGCCGCAGGAGCAAGACGAUCCGAGCGUCCGGGGUCAUAUUACUGGAGACCAUUCUCUUUGGAUCUCUGCUGCUUUACUUCCCUGUCUUUAUCCUCUACUUCAAGCCAAGUGUAUUCCGAUGCAUUGUUCUUCGGUGGGUGCGUCUGCUUGGCUUCGUCAUUGUCUAUGGUACCAUCACCCUCAAGCUUUACAGAGUACUACAACUGUUCCUGUCUAGAACAGCCCAGCGGGUGCCCCACCUGAGCAGUGGCCGGCUGCUGAGGCGCCUUGGGCUUCUCUUGCUCCUGGUUCUGUGUUUCUUGGCAGCCUGGACAGCAGGCACUCUGGAAAGGGGAGCCCAGCACGCACCCCUGGUUAUUCGUGGUCACACUUCUACUGGCCGUCACUUUUAUCUCUGCCAUUAUGAUCGCUGGGACUACAUCAUGGUUGUGGCUGAGAUGCUCCUCCUCUGUUGGGGCAGUUUCCUCUGUUAUGCCACCCGAGCAGUGCCCUCCGCCUUUCAUGAGCCACGCUACAUGGGUAUUGCUCUACACAAUGAGCUUCUGGUCUCUGCUGCCUUCCAUGCAGCCAGGUUCAUCUUGGUCCCCUCCUUACACCCAGACUGGACCCUACUCCUCUUCUUUAUCCACACCCAUGGCACAGUCACGACGACUCUGGCUCUACUCUUUAUCCCCAAGUUCCUGAAUGCAGGGGUCCCUCCCAGGGAGGAGAUUGCCGCUGAGGUCUAUGAGGAUGAACUGGACCUGCAGAGAUCAGGCUCCUGCCUCAACAGCAGCAUUGCUUCUGCCUGGAGUGAAUGCAGCCUUGACCCUGGAGACAUUCGGGAUGAAUUAAAGAAGCUCUAUGCCCAGCUGGAGGUUCACAAAACCAAGAAGAUGGCAGUUAACAACCCACACCUGCCCAAGAAGAGAGGCAGCUCCCGACGGGGAUUGGGCCGCUCUUUUAUGAGGUGCCUGGCUGAGUUCCCUGAGGCUGUGGCCCGCCGGGACCCCAGCUCCCCAAGCAGGGGCAGCUUUCCUCGUUCCUCUCGGCGGCGGCUCCUCAGUUCUGGGGUCCAGACACCCGAGAAACCAUCACCAACUCUGCGCAAAUCUCACAGCACCUAUGACCACCGGAGAGAGCAGGACCCCCCACUCCUCGAUUCUCUUCUCAGGAGGAAGCUGGCAAAGAAGGCUUCUAGGGGAGGGAGCCGUGACUCCAUGGAAGUGCCUCCCCCACUUGGCUUCAGGUCAGCCAGUGCCCACAACCUGGCAGUGGGAGAGAGGCUACCUCGGGCACGGCCCGCCUCUCUGCAGAAAUCACUCAGCGUAGUAGCUGGCUCUAGGGAGAAGGCGCUGCUCUUGGCCAGCCAAGCCUACCUGGAAGAGAGCUACAGGUUGGCACUAGAGCGAGAGGAGAGGCGCAAGGCAGGGGCAGGGAGCCCAGCCAGGAGGCCAUCAGCCAGGCGACUAGAGCGGACUCGAGGAGAUUCCCUGUCACCUCCUCUAUCCCCUGCCAAGAGCAGCAGUGUUGACAGUUCCCAUGCUUCUGGGAAGCUUCAUGAGACAGGUGGGAGGUGGCCACCACCUUCACCUAUCAGGCAUCAAAUCUCCACACCCAGCCUGGCUUUAGGUGGGGCAUGCUUAGGAGAUUCACAGACACUGUCCCCCACUGCAACUUUGGCUCCAGCUCCAGUGCCUGCCCUGCCCCCAAUGCCAGCCCCAGCUCGAGAACCCAGCUUACUGACCUAUGUUUGCCCCUGGGAAAAUGCAGAACUGCCAGCUAGGGUAGAAAGUACAAGCCAGGAACCUGCUCCUGGGACAGGUAGAGGGGAUAGCCGUCCCCCUGCCAGAGCCCGGCUCUUAAGAGCCCUCUCUGUGGCAGUGGCCGUGGAGAAACGAGAGGCUACAGAAGGUGAGGGGACUGGAACAGAACAUCCAGAGGGAGAUGUUAAUGAGACUGAUGAUGAAAGGCACAGGAUCUUUCCCAAAUCCCAUAGCCUCAAGACUCCCAUUCAACAGGGUUCCAUGAGGAGCCUGGGACUGGCCAUCAAGGCUCUAACCCAGUCCCGGAGCAGCUACAAGGAGAAAGAAAAUGGGGUAAACAGUUCUGAAAAGGUAGGGAAGAGUAAGGCUUCUGAAGAGGGUGCUGGGUUGGCCACUAGAAUAGUGAGGGCAGGCCGGCCCAAACCCGUGAGCAAACAAGCGGCUUUGGCCCCUUGCGAUGAUGAGGAAUCAAUCCAGAACCAGCAGAACACUCACACCAGUAGAAUGCUGGCUGGCUGUCCCCAGGAGGGGAGCAAGGAACGAGAGGGCAAGCCUAGGGGGCCUUCCCAAGGCCCUGAGAAAGCAAAGUGGAAAGGGGUCGCCUCUCCAAGGCAGGCCAGACAGGAUCCUGUCAUCAAGGACAGAGAUGUUGAGGCAACUGAAAUAACCUCUGGACGAGAACGGGAACUGAGGAGAUAUGAGGAUGCCGUUAGAGCUUGUCCUCAGCUGUCAGACAGCAGAGACAGCAGGACAGCUGAAGUAUGUCCAUGGGAGGCACCUGAGCUAGGAGGUGGUAAACCAGACAGCCUAAGGGCAGAGGCCUCACCAUGGCACAUGAAUAAAGGAACUUUUGGACAAGAUCAAGAACAGAGAUCCCAGGAGGAGAAGAGGAAAAGCCCUGAAAAGUCGGGACCCAAAGGAAUGAAAGUCACUGAUAAGAAAAAACCUGAGCAGCAGCUGCAGGAUCGAGAGGCACUCUGUCCUUGGGAAAGCACGGAGCAAGGAGGCUCUGCACCCCAACUAGGUCGUCAGCACACUGACCAAGUCAAGGAUGGUCACCAGUUACUGGGCAGCAUAGGGAGAAGAGCAGCAGAGGUAUGUCCAUGGGAAGUGACUGAGGUGGAAGCUUAUAAACAAGACAGCACCAAGGCAGAGCUCUGUCCCUGGGAGGUCAGUGAUGGAACAAGAGAGAAAGAAAAGUUGUCACAGGAGGUAGCCAGGCCCUCCCUGGAAGAAAGAGAGACCUUCAGGAAAGCAAAACUUUGGAAAGAUGAAAGAAAAUUGGGUCAAGAAUGGGAAUCUCUCUGCCCAUGGGAGAGUACAGAUUUUAGGGGUCCCUCAGCCAGCCCAACUCUGACCUCUGAGAGUGUGGGAAACAAGGUCGCUGAAGUGUGUCCAUGGGAAAUGGAAGAGGAUUUGUCUAGCAGGAAAGCUGAGGUGUGUCCCUGGGAGAUGAACCAAACAGCUGGCAAAGGGACACCAGGCCAGGAGGCAGCUAGAGAAUUGCUACAGGAAAAGGAAAAAGUCUCUGGAAAAGAGAGCUACGGAGAGACUGGGGAUUCUACCUGGAAAGAUGCUGAGAAACGAGAGAGAGAGGCAGCCUGUCCUUGGGAAGGCGCAGACCCAGAGGCCCUUUCUCUACAGUCAGACCCUGCUAAAGUGCCUGGCCUUAUGGGAAGAAGGACAGCAGAGGUCUGUCCAUGGGAAGCCCUUGAGCCAAGUAUAAGUAAGACAGGGGCUGCCACAGAGAAAAUCCAUCCCUUGGACAUGGGUGAAGGCAAAGCAGAGAAAAGGGCACUGGGACAGGAUGAAGGGGAAUGCCAGGAGAACAAGGGGGAACCCAAAGAAUCAACUGCUCUAGCGUCAAAAACGUUAGAUAAGCUGACUGCGCUGCAGGAAGCGGUCUGCCCCUGGGAGCUACAUUCCCUCCAGACAGACCCUCAGAAAACAGGCCAACCUACGGCCAGGUCCCAGGAAGCGGGUGGCAGGGCAGCUGAGGUCUGUCCGUGGGAAGUGCAGACUCUGUCUCCUGACACAGAAGAUACUGCCUGGAAGCCAACAGACGGAGGAGAGAAAAGCACUCUGGAAAUCAAGGGAGCCAAGGCUUCCCAUGGGGAUCCAGAAAAAGGGUCCAGAAAAUCAGAACCCAAAGAAGCGGCUGUCCCUGCUCAGGAAAAGACAGAAAGGCUAAUCCCAGACAGGGAGGCAACUUGUCCCUGGGAAAGCUCUGACCCACAAAUAGACAGUCAAGCCACUGGUCAAAUCAAAGCUGGUUUUCAGGUAUUAAGCACUAUGGGGACUAGAACAGCUGAUGUGUGUCCAUGGGAGGUGGAGACAGUAUCGUCCAGUGCAAAGGCAGAGAUCUGUCCUUGGGAGGUAAACAAAGAAGACACUGAGAAAAGGGAAUUGGGACAGGAAAGAGCUGGGCAAUCCAAGGAGGAAAGGGGGAAAACUGCAGAAAAGGGAAGCUCUGCGGAGCUAGGAGGGAAAGCAUCAAAACAAGUAACAAAACUGAGUCAAGAGCAGGAAGCUGUUUGUCCUUGGGAUGAUAGCACACACUUGAGGACUCACUCAGCUCAGGCCCCAGUGACCUCACAGUCAUCUGACAGCAAAGUAGCUGAGGUAUGUCCUUGGGAAGUGGAACAGGAUGCAUCUAACAAGAAAGCAGAGAUCUGUCCCUGGGAAGUAAGUGACAAAACAACAGAGAAAGGGAGAUUGGGACAGGAAAUAGAUGAAGAAUACUUAAAGAAAGACCAGGCAACCCUGGAGAAAGGGAUGUCUGCAAAGACUCAACAUCACACUACUAGAGAAGAAAUCAGUGAAGCGAGGGAGUCCAUCUGUCCAUGGGAGGAUUUGGAUUCAGGGGGUCCAUCCAUCCAAGCAGAUACUCAGGGCACUGUCAGCUCCCAAGUACUUGGCAGUGUUGGGGGUAGGGUGACUCAGGUGUGUCCAUGGGAAGCCACAGAGCCACAAGUUGAUGCACCAGAAAGCAACAUGGCAGAAAUCUGUCCUUGGGAAGUGAGUGAAGGACCAACAGAGAAAGUGACAGAGAGGCAAGAUCAGAACAGAGAAUCUCAAGAGGAAAAAAGAAAACCCUCUAAAAGAUCAGACACCCAAGCUGUGACUGUCAGUACACAUAAAAAACAAGGGAGGCUAAUCCGACAGCAAGAGACAGUCUAUCUGUGGGAGAGCACAGACCUGGGGGAUGCCCCCUCCCAACCAGAUUCUCAUGACACUGCUGGACCCAAAGCUGGUUCCCAGGCAAAAGAAGGUAUGAAAGGCAAGAUGAGUUCAAGCAAAGCAGAGGAUCCUCAACCCACUGGGAAAGCAGAGGUCUGCCCCUGGGAGAUGAGCACAGCAGCAGCAGAGGAAGGGGGUUUGGCAGAGGGUACAGAUAUAGAGUCCCAAGUACAGAAGGGAGAAACACCUAGAAAAGAGAGCUACAGAGAGACUGAAGAACACAUUUCAGAAACAGAGAAACUUAGCCAAGAAGUCUGUCCUUGGGAGAGUACAGACACAGGGGGCCCUUUCCUUCAGCCAGACAAACCCAAAGUCAUUUGCCAGGGCAGUAUGGGGGGUAUAACAGCAGAGGUAUGCCCGUGGGAGAGCGUGGAACUAGAAGGAAAUAAACCGGAGGGUGUCCUGGAAGAAAUCUGUCCUUGGGAAGGGACAGGAGCCCUGCCUAGGAAACCUGCCCCUCAGGCUUCAGAAGAAACUCAAGCAGAAAUCCCCCUAACAGUCCAAGAGAAACCAUCUAGCCUUUCAGUCCACAGACCUCUGGGCUGUCUUCUUCCAGAAAGCAAAAUUUCUAUCCCUGAGGUCACUAUCACUUCUUUUGAAAGUGAUGGAGGACCCCAAAGUAUUCCAGAGGGCAAACCUGAGGCUGGUCCAACCCCAGAGAUCAGUAUUCAAGAAGUCAAAGGUCAACCAUCUAGGCUUUCAGUCCACACACCUCUGGGCUGUCUUCUUCAAGAAAGCAAAGUUUCUGUCCCUGAGGUCAGUGUCAGUUCUUUUGAAGGUGACAGAGGACCCCAUAAUGUUCCAGAGGGAAAGCCAGAGGCUGGCCUAAUCUCAGAGACCAGUAUCCAAGAAGUCAAAGAUCAGCAACAGUCUCCCCCCUCCACUGAGGGCCAAACUGGUGACUCCACCUCGUCAACUGUCUCUCCCUAA